Messenger RNA from Lachnellula hyalina, 3690 nucleotides. RefSeq names its product ATP-dependent helicase (gene fft2). Gene Ontology annotation, cellular component: nucleus. The transcript has 3 exons. The record is from RefSeq and is a predicted model, not a curated record. Bases 1 to 3690 code for a protein of 1229 amino acids. Gene Ontology annotation, molecular function: chromatin binding; DNA binding; ATP binding. Lineage: Eukaryota; Fungi; Ascomycota; Leotiomycetes; Helotiales; Lachnaceae.
AUGGCUUUUAAUCUUGGCGGCGCAGAGAGCCCUAUGCUCCUUCCAGAUUCACCUGCUGUGAAGAGGCAGAAGACCGCUUCUGGCUACAACUCAAACAACUCCCCUGCUGCGAAUGGCUACAACUCUGACGAAGAUGAUGGAGAUGCUCUGUUUGAAAACUUCAUACCCGAUACACCGAAGGCUGGUGGGAAUAGGAAUGGGCAUCAGACUCAACCAACGCAGAUACUACCUCCUCCGAAUACGAAUGGCUACGAGACUCAGCCCACACAAAUACUCUUGCCUCAAUUAAAUAACUACGAGACUCAACCUACCCAGCUUCUAGAUCGACCUUCAAACCCAGCUUCGAGCCCACCCUUGACGCCCCACAGGACUGUUCAGGUUCCUGCCUCCUCGCCCUACGCCCAGUCCCCUUCCAUGCGAAAUGGAGCGGCAGUCCCGUUUAUGGGAAUGCAUCAAAAUCCCCGUGUUGCAAUGCCUACAGGGAACCCCACCGCCGCCUUCCAAACCUCUCAUCAAAGACAGCACAUGCAGCCCGAAUCGAAUGGGCUUCAUGCCUAUCAGAGGAACUUGGCUACGAGUAUAGCACCUGCGGGUACCGCAUACAGACCUCCUCAUGGUAUUGGCCCGAAGGCAUCCCCUAUCAAGAGCGUGGUAGAUCUCACGGACGAUGGCGAGGAUUCCGAUUCCGAUAAUGGAAUAAAUAAAGCUAAUAUACAGCCUUCGAAUUUUGGACCAAGGACCGCUCAGACCUCGUUUUCUGGAAUUAAUGGCAAUACGAAAUUCCAGGAAGCUGUCAGAAAUGCAGCAUAUAAGCCCUCGAUGCAUGCUGGUAUGAAACAGACGAGGCCUGAUCGAGCAAAGCCAAUUGAAGACAUCGCUCCAGAUUCUUUUUCUGACCCUGGUCUUCGAGAAAAUGUCAGUAGAAUUAGGAGAGUUCUUCCCCAUAUUACUAUAUUGGGUGCCAAAAAUGCCUUGAUAGUCUGUAAUGGGAACCUAGAUGAGGCAAUAUUACUUCUUGGUGGCGAUGAUGAUGCGCCGGGAGAUAUCGUUUCUAUUUCUGAUGGCGAGCUCGCUGUUCUGCCAGCGAAAGAUGAGCCCCAGAUGAAGCGAGGCCUCAAUGCACCAACUGUUUCGAUCAGAGACAAGUAUUCGUCGACGCAGGCUCUUCCUAGAAAGCAAUCGCAGUCACAGGUUUCGACUCAGCCAGUAAAGCCAAAGAGAAAGCUUAUGCAAGGCCGACGAAACCCAUCUUCUCCGGGAAUCCCAAUUGCCUCCUCGCCGCUAAAACCCGCGUCACCUAUAGCCUCCGCGCAUGAUGAUUUUGAUUCCGAUGACUCUGGAGUUGCUUCGGCUCCAGAGGACGAUCCUAUGCUCGAAGGCCGAGUCUUGAAGUACUUGAAUAUCUGCAAGGUUGAAGAACUUGUAGAGCUUACCGCCACGACCAAGGAACUGGCUGAAGUGAUGAUCAGCGCUCGUCCUUUCAAGAGCUUGGAUUCCGCUAGAACUGUGGAAAAUACAAAGACUCUCAAGAGCGGCAAGAAGAGUAAGAAAGCUCCCAUUGGAGAUAGGAUUGUCGAUACUGCUCUGGAUAUGUUCCAGGGGUAUGAAGCUAUAGAUGAUCUUUGCGCUAAGUGUGAGGAGCUUGGAAAAGCACCUGCGGAGGAGAUGAUGAAGUGGGGAUUUGAUGUCUUUGGUGCUUCGAAGGGUGGGGAGCUGGAGAUGACUUCUCUUGACGAUGAUGCUGAGUCUCUGCGGGAUUCGGGGAUUGGGUCUCCAAGCAGUGGUAACGCUUCUCCUAAGAAUAAUAACGAUGACGAUAUCCGAAUCGUAGCGACGAAGAGAAAGAGAGGCAAUGUGAACUUCUUGAAGAAGCCGGAUUUAAUGGCUGAGAGUUGUAUACUCAAAGACUACCAGGUUGUUGGACUGAACUGGUUAGAUUUGAUGUACAGGAAACGCCUGAGUUGUAUCCUGGCAGACGAAAUGGGUCUCGGAAAAACUUGCCAGGUUAUUGCUUUCAUAAGCCAUCUUGUUGAGAUUGGCCAUAAUGGGCCUCACUUGGUUGUUUGUCCUGGAUCGACUUUGGAGAACUGGCUGCGAGAGUGUCAGAACUUUGCCCCGCAAUUGAAUGUCGAGCCUUAUCACGGUCUUCAGAAGGAACGCGGUGAAAUGGCUGACGCGAUUCUUAACAACCGAGACACGAUCAACAUUGUGGUCACUACCUAUGAUAUGGCUGCCAAGAAAGAGGACAACAAGUUCUUGAGAAGAUUAAAACCUGAUGUCUGUGUUUACGACGAAGGUCACUAUCUAAAGAAUCCCAAUUCUCAGCGAUAUCAAGGCCUGGUCCGAAUUCCCGCAGAGUUUAAACUCCUACUCACCGGAACACCACUACAAAACAACCUGCAGGAAUUGGCCGCACUCCUUGCGUUCAUCAUGCCAAGCGUCUUUGAAGAGCGUCAGGAGGACUUGCAGUAUAUAUUCAAGGCCAAGGCUACCACACGAGACGCCGACCAUGCAGCACUACUGUCCGCCCAGCGAAUUGGCAGGGCUAAGACUAUGCUAACGCCAUUCGUUCUUCGCCGGAAGAAGGAGCAAGUCCUAAAGCACCUCCCCACCAAAACCAAUCGCAUGGAGUACUGUACCCUUCAUCCUGCUCAGAAAGAGGUAUAUGAUGGCCUCGUGGGAAAAGCCCGUGAGAGGGCCCAAGUACGCCUCGAAGGUAAAAAGAUACCCAAGGGUGAUGAAAACAACCCUUUGAUGCAACUCCGAAAGGCAGCCAUCCACCCAAUGCUCUUCCGUCGUCACUUUACCGAUGAGAAGAUUGAGAAGAUGUGUAAUAUUCUUCGCAAGAAAGACCCUACCAAUUUUCCAACAGAUAAGAACCACAAACGGGAGCAUCUUAUACAGGAAAUGCAACUUGGUUCCGAUUACUGGCUCCACGGGUGGUGCCUCAGUUACCCAUGCAUUCGCUCCUUCGACGUUGCCGACCUAGCUUGGAUGAACUCGGGAAAAGUCGAGGCGCUCGUCAAGCUCGUGAAAGCUUAUAAAGAGAAUGGGGACCGCGUCUUGAUCUUCUCGCAAUUUGCGCUCGUUCUCGAUAUCCUGCAAUCGGUGCUUAACACUUCUCUCAUCUCCUACACCCGCAUUGAUGGCUCCACGAAGAUCGAUGAACGCCAAUCUCUUAUCGAUCAAUUCCGUGACGACGAAGGAAUUACCGCCUUCUUACUUACGACCAAAGCCGGUGGAACGGGUAUUAACCUAAUGUACGCCAACAAAGUCAUCAUUUUCGACGGCAGCUUCAACCCACAAGAUGAUCGUCAAGCCGAGAAUCGCGCCCAUAGAGUUGGACAGACGCGCGAUGUGGAGGUCGUGAGACUCGUUACAAAAGGCACGAUUGAGGAGCAGAUCUAUGCUUUGGGGAAGAGUAAGCUCAUGCUUGAUGGAAGGGUUGCCGGCGGGGACGAUGGGGAUGCUAUGACUGAUGCUGGGGAGAAGGCUGUUGCGAAGAUGCUGCUGGAGGGGACUACUGCUGCCGAAGAAGAUGAGGAGAAAGAGGUGCAGGGUGAGGGCGAGAAGAAGGCCGGGGUUGUGGCGAAUGGGAAGGGCAAGGAGACUGAUCUGCCGAAGCGGAAGAAAAGCUCGUUGCUUGAUUCGUUGGUUAAGGGUGAUGAGGGUGAGGAUAUGCUUGUGUGA